This is a messenger RNA of Candoia aspera, 6688 nucleotides long. It is a transcript of the gene SREBF2, whose product is annotated as sterol regulatory element binding transcription factor 2. The transcript is spliced from 19 exons. Gene Ontology annotation, cellular component: nucleus. The record is from RefSeq and is a predicted model, not a curated record. Lineage: Eukaryota; Metazoa; Chordata; Lepidosauria; Squamata; Candoiidae. Gene Ontology annotation, biological process: positive regulation of transcription by RNA polymerase II; positive regulation of cholesterol storage. Bases 249 to 3608 code for a protein of 1119 amino acids. Gene Ontology annotation, molecular function: RNA polymerase II cis-regulatory region sequence-specific DNA binding; protein dimerization activity; DNA-binding transcription factor activity, RNA polymerase II-specific.
UGUCCGCUGAUUGGUCAGCGGAGACCUGGUCUCAUGGACAACCAGCCGCGCGCGGCGGUGGCUCCUCGCAGGUGGAUGGGCGGAGUUCGCGGAAGUUAGUGCAAGAUGGCGCUGACUGGGGAUGUAAGCCUUGAGAGCCCGAGCUAAAGCAGCAAUCCCCACCUGGGAAAGGGUUAAUGCGCGGGGGUGUCGCCGCUCCCUCUGAGGAGGUGACUCGCUGUAGCUGAGCCGGGCGCGCCUCGCCGGCAAUGGAAAGCGGCGAGCUGAGCAGCAUGGAGACUAUGGAGACCCUGACGGAGCUCGGCGACGAGCUAACACUGGGUGAUAUCGAUGAAAUGCUACAGUUUGUCAGCAAUCAGGUUGGAGAUUUUCCAGAUUUAUUUUCUGAACAGUUAUAUGGCACAUUCCAGAGCAGCAGUGUAUGUAAUGGAGACAGAACAUCAGAUACUUCACAGAAAGCCUACAACCAGGGACAGUUACAAUCCUCUUCUCCUAGUGCAGCUUCUCCACCACAACUUCAGGCUGUGCAAGUGAAGGCCCCUCAGUCAACAGGCACAAUUCCUGCUCCACAGCGGGCUGCACCCCCUCUUCAACCUCGUCCCCAAGUUCAACCCCCACUUCAGCAACAGACAGUGAUGAUUACUCCAACUUUCAGCUCCUCUCCCCAGACCCGGAUCAUUCAGCAACCUGUGAUAUACCAAAAUGCAGCCACAAGUUUUCAAGUGCUGCAACCUCAGGUUCAAAGCUUGGUGACUUCCUCCCAAGUUCAGCCAGUUACCAUCCAGCAGCAGGUGCAGACCAUGCAAGCUCAGAGGGUGCUGACACAGAGUACCAGCGGUACCAUCCAGACGCUAACUCCAGCCACUGUCCAGGCAGUGGCUGCCCCUCAAGUUCAGCAGGUUCCAGUCCUAGUCCAGCCACAGAUAAUCAAGACAGAUUCUCUUGUCUUAACAACAUUGAAAACUGAUGGCAGUCCUGUUAUGGCUGCUGUUCAGAAUCCAGCCCUGGCAGCAAUAACCACACCUAUCCAGACAACAGCUUUGCAGACCUUAGUUGGUGGCAAUGGGGCCAUCUUGACAACUAUGCCCAUGGUGAUGGGAGGGCAGGAGAAGAUGCCCAUUAAACAAGUGCCUAAUAACACCAAGCAGCCAGAACCACCAAAGGAAGGAGAAAGGCGAACAACUCAUAAUAUUAUUGAGAAGCGAUAUCGAUCAUCCAUAAAUGACAAGAUCAUAGAACUGAAAGAUCUAGUCAUGGGAACAGAUGCUAAAAUGCACAAGUCUGGUGUAUUGAGGAAGGCCAUUGACUAUAUUAAAUACCUACAGCAAGUUAAUCAUAAACUGCGACAGGAGAACAUGAUCCUUAAGCUGUCUAGCCAGAAAAACAAGUUGUUGAAGAGUUUUGACUUAAGCAGUCUGGUGGACAAUGAUGUAGAUCUGAAGAUGGAUGAAUUCAAUCAAAAUGCUCUGUUGAUGUCUCCCCCAGCUUCUGACUCAGGUUCACCAGCAGGCUUUUCCCCUUAUUCAAUUGAUUCAGAGCCUGGAAGCCCAUUAUUGGAUGAUGCAAAGGUUAAAGAUGAACCUGAUUCUCCACCUGUUCCUCUUGGAAUGGUUGAUCGCUCACGGAUGCUGCUUUGUGCUCUUACAUUCCUCUGCCUCUCCUUUAAUCCCUUAACAUCUUUUUUGGACGGCAAAGAAACACCUGACACUUACAGCACAGUGCAUCAUGGUUCUGAGAGGAAUAUACAAGCAAUAAAACCAGAAUCAGGUGGCUGGUUUGGCUGGAUGAUGCCCACUUUGAUCUUGUGGCUUGUGAACGGUGUUAUUAUCUUGAGUGUAUUCAUAAAACUAUUAGUGCAUGGAGAGCCAGUGACACGACUGCACUCCCGCUCUUCUGUGAUCUUUUGGCGGCAUCGGAAACAGGCAGACCUGGACUUAGCUAAGGGAGACUUUGCCGCUGCUGCAUCAAAUUUGCAGAUCUGUCUUUCUGCCCUGGGCCGAGCAUUGCCUACUUCUUGUUUUGACUUGGUCUGUAGCCUUUCCUGGAAUAUUAUUCGUUACAGUCUCCAAAAAUCGAGAUUAGUGCGUUGGCUGCUAAAGAGGACAUCACAGCAGAGAGAAGCAACUGAGACUCCUGUUGGUUUUGAAGAUGAAGCCAAAACUAGUGCACGAGAUGCAGCAUUAGCAUAUCAUAAACUUCAUCAACUCCAUAUUACAGGUAAGCUUCCGUCCAGUUCAGCUUACUCAGGAUUGCACAUGGCACUGUGCGCUGUAAACCUGGCAGAAUGUGCAGAGGAGAAGAUUUCACCAAGUACACUGGCAGAGAUUCAUCUAACUGCUGCAGUUGGCCUGAAGACUCGCUGUGGUGGCAAGCUGGGCUUCCUGGCAAGUUAUUUCUUAAGUCAAGCUCAGAGCUUGUGUAGUUCUGAGCAUAGUGACAUCCCUGACCCCUUACGCUGGUUGUGCCAUCCUUUGGGACAAAAAUUUUUUGUGGAACGGAACUGGACAGUGAAAGCUGUUGCUAAGGACAGUCUGUACUCCACUCAGAGGAACCCAGCUGAUCCCAUUGCACAGGUACACCAGGCAUUCUGUGAAAACCUACUGGAGAGAGCUGUUGAAUCUAUUGUGAAACCUCAGAUUCCCAAAGGGGCUACAAGCCAUGAUGAUGAAGAGCCUUGUGAAUUCUCUAAUGCUUUGGAAUACUUGAAGUUACUAAGUUCUUUUGUGGAUUCUUUGGGAAGUGGGAUACCACCUUUUUCUGGAAAUUCUGUGCUGAAGUCUGCCCUAGGUCCUGAUGUAGUCUGCAGAUGGUGGUCAUCAGCAAUCACAAUGAUAAUUAGCUGGCUCAAGGGUGAUGAUUCAGCUGUGAAAUCUCAGUUUAUCAACGUGGAACGAAUUCCUAAAUGCUUGGAGAUGAUGGAGAAUGCCCUUGUGCGAGCUAUCUUCCAUAUAUGCAAAGCCAUGAAUGUCUUCUUGUCUAGCAAGACAGAUGGGCAGCAUAGUUCAUUUAGUCAUUGUGAAAGAGCUAGCACUCAUCUCUGGAAUAGUCUCAACAUGAGCAGUGGGGUCCCAAGCACAGGUCUCAACAAUAUGAUCCAGCUGCUGGCCUGUGAUCUACUGUUGUCUCUCCGUACCACUCUGUGGCAGAAACAGACAAACUCUAGCCUAGCCCUGGGAGACACCCGCCAUGCUUCUGCUUCUGAGCUGACUGGAUUCCAGCGGGAUCUUGGCAGCCUGCGAAAACUAGCAAAUAGCUUCCGGCUCGCUUACCGAAAGGUUUUUCUGCAUGAGGCCACUGUGCGCUUGAUGGCGGGAGCCAGCCCUACACGUACUCAUCAGCUGCUUGAGCAUAGUCUCAGACGUCGGACCCCCCAGAGUACCAAGCAAGGUGAGCUGGAUGUCCUUCCUGGGCAAAGAGAACGAGCUACAGCCAUUCUACUAGCCUGCCGCUACCUCCCCCUGUCUUUUCUGUCAUCUCCAGGCCAGCGUGCUAUCCUGCUAGCAGAAGCAGCUCGCACACUGGAGAAGGUUGGCGACAUGCGUUCCUGCAAUGACUGUCAACAGAUGAUUGUGAAACUAAGUGGUGGCACAGCCAUUGCUGCUUCCUAACCUUAGAGGAGUAGUCGCAUCAGACAUUGAAUUGAAUUCUUGUCCCAUUCUCUUUUCUUUUUCUUAGAGAAAAAGCUUCCAGAUUAAAGCUGUGGAAGUUUCAUUAUACUAAUAAGGGGCAGAGGCUUGGUGUAUAGCAAGUGGCAAAUUAUUUGCUUCCAGGCAAAAAGAAUGUUCAUGCUGGUGCUAGAAAGUGACUUUUUCCUCUGGCAGAGACUGAUAUCUUGGACUGGGGUAACUUGGAUAUCUUUGAAAGAGGGAUUUGUUUUUCUCUCUCAUUCUCUCUUCUUACAAAACAGUCUAUACUGAAAAAAUAUGUGGGUCAAGGAGCUAGUGAAAAGCAAAAAAAAUUGUUCUGAACUCUCAUUUGCUGGCAUCUGCAAUAGCUCUUGAGCCCAGCGCUUAGACAGACUCAAGGAAGAUAGGAUUGUGUUUAACCUCUUUUGUCCUCAGUGCAGCUUUGUCCUAUUUUACUGGUACCUUCCUAUAAAAUGGAAGCUUUCCAAGGUCAGGCCAGUUCUCUAGAGAAGUGCAUUAUGGUUUUUAUGCUAUUUGGGUUACGGUUAUUUAUGUCUUACAAUUUUGCAACCUGUAGAAGACUACAGUUAAAUCUCCCGUUUCUUUUUGUCUCAUACCUUUCACCUUUCAUUCUGAAUCUUCCUUCUUUCAGCCUGUAGUCUUUCUUAAAGUGAGCUCAGCCAGUAUGAUUCAAACUAUAGUUUAACAUCUGAAUCAGCAGGUUGUAGAAGACUGACCUAUAGCAUCACUGUAAAGCUAGGAAUUGAAUCUUCCUUUUAUAUGUUCUAUAUAUAGGGAAAAGUAAAUACAACUAAAAACUCUAAUUUAAAAAAAAUGGUUAGACAAGUUAUAUCUCUUUGCAUUUUUUUUAAGAUGCAGGCUUCCUGAUCUCGAUUAGGACUGAAGGUAAGGGGUAGGGCACUAAUAUUCUGUUCCAGAAUUGUUUUGCUGAUAGAAAUCCCACCCUCCACCACUUUGGAAAGGGAUUUUCAGCAGGAUGAAACUUGGACAAGGAUAAAAUGUCCCUCCCCAUGACCCUGAUUUGGAUGCCUGCUUCUUGUAAACAAAGAGGUAGCCAGCCUAACCACACUUUGAAAUCAUGUGGAUAGUCAUCUAGCUUUACCCUAAAAAAAUAUGGAAAAUCCUUUUUUCUAAGCUAUUUAUAUCCAUGUAAGAUCACAAACUAGUAGUAAAAAUUACAUCCAUGUUCACCAAUUGGUAUAAGGUGGCUAUAUUACCAGCUGAAGUGAUCGUUGCUCUAUGUUCUUUCCCAUAAUUUUUUGGGAGCACUGUGACAGUUAAACUUUUUAAAAAGUGUAUAUGUCUAGUAUAGAUGUAGUAUUUUGGUGUUGAAAGAAACAAAGUAUAGCUCAAUCUCCUUUGGCAGAAUAACAAACAAGAUGUUAUGUUAUAUGGAGCUCUGAAUCCCACAAACCAUGUUUUUCUUCUACUUACUGCCUUUGCUCACUCUCUUUUUUGCUAAGUCUUUCAUUGUAUUGAUCUAAAUUUCUAUAGCAGUUCCUAUUAGAUAGCAAAUAUACAGAGGAGCAAUUUAGGGUUAUUCUCUUUGGAAAUUCACCCAACUUUAAUUAUGUUGUUCCUUGAAACAAUGCUAUUGGUAAUCCUUGGCUGCAUAACUAGGACUCUCCAUAAGGAAAGGUCUUUUAAACUUUGUGUUGAUAACUUGACACUACCCUGUCCUAAGUUGCCCCCAAAUAUGGGGUUGUGGUGGUAGAGAGAUUUUAAAUAUGGCUGUAAUUUUACAGUUACAGGCCAAACACACCUCAACAAGAGAUGCAAAUCAUGUUGAUGACAGAUUUUUAAAACUACCCAUAGCUAACCAGAAACGGAUUCCACAGUAAGGCCUUGCCUUACAUCUUGAAGAUCUGUUCUCAGUCAACCUGCAUUUAUUACAAUUUAAUUUAACGCAAGUUUCCUGUUUCUCCCUAAUAUGUGUGAGUGGAUGUGUUUCAUCCACUCACACAUACUAGGGAGAAUCCUGCCCCAUUCUGGCACAUGGUGAAAUUUAACCUUGGAAAUGGUUUUGAAAAUGGUUUUGUUAUCAUUGGUUUCCUUGAUGGAAGUGUAUCUGAGUUUCUGUUUCUUACAGCUGAUAUGUAUACUGUAAUUUUGACUGCUUCUCUUGUAAACCUAGGUAGCCAGAAUAAAUGUCUCAGAUGCACUGCUGAUUCUGAGGCACUUGUUUAAAUUGGCAGGCUGAGUAGAGUACCAUCCCGUUCACUAAGACAGAUUCUUAAUGAUGGCAUUCUCAGUGCAGAUAGCAGCCAAAUAGGAAAGAUAAUAACCUUAGUGCAAAGUACUUUAUUGGGGCUGAGUUGAUGAGAGGUCAUUGCUAAUUUAGGCCCCCAACUGCUGUUACACCCAUGCCAAUCCUGCUGGUUUGUUAUAAGACAAAGUAAUCAGCCUGGGAUUAACACAAAGACUGUGUGAACUUAAGAAUUAGACUGAUUAAGUAGGCUUGAACUUGCAAAUACUUCCAUCUGGGUGCUCUCAGGGCAAAUAAUUCAAUAUAAUUAAUUUGUAAAAAAUUCAAAUUAAUUUCUGUAUAUUGGAAUGCAUCUCUUUCUGGACAUCUCAUGGUUUAAUGAAUUUGAAGCAUUGAAAGCAAGUUAGUUUUGUUAAAAGAGCAGUGAAUGCUACAGUCAAGUGGGCAUUACAAUGUAAAAACUUCAUAUUGUGCAGUGGUAAGAAUGAGGUUUCUAUCUUGUUUAAAUUAUAAUUGCAUAGAUGUAAUCUCUACAAAGAAAUCUUCCUAUCUUCCCACAUAUUUUUGGCAGUUUUAUACACUUCAUAUAUUUAUGAGUCUGUUGCCUCCUAAUCUAUCCCUGUAUAUGUUUUGUGUAUAUAAUGUAACUUUUCUGUUUUUAUAUGAUAUGAAAAGUAUCUUUUUAUCCCAAUAAAAUUAGAAAUAGAACUGCUUUGAUACAAGAAGAUGUAGCUGGUGGUGAUGUCAGGGGAUGAAAAUUUCUGUUAUUCCCAGUUGUGACCUUUUGGUAUGGAUCAUUAUGUAAUUUAUCUAAUAAAGACAAAAUUUAACUCAG